AUGACAGACACCAUAGAUCCGGAGGUUACUACCGAGAAUAUCGCCGAGCUACUUCAAAAUGACCGGAUGGUCAAGGUAGCCGGCGUUGAUGUCGAUGGAGUAUUGCGCGGCAAGCUGAUGAAGAAGUCAAAAUUUCUUUCUAUCGUAUCUGAGGGCUUUGGGUUCUGUUCUGUCAUCUUUGGCUGGGACCAACAUGACCAGACCUAUUACAAGGAGCUCUCAAUCAGUAACAAGGAGAACGGAUAUCGCGAUCUCGUGGCUGUGCCAGACCUGCGCAGCUUCCGUCGCAUCCCUUGGGAGAACAAUGUACCAUUCUUCCUGGUUAGCUUUCUUGACCCAGACACACGCCAGCCGGUCUGCGCGUGUCCUCGAGGCUUGUUGAAGACCGUUGCGGCAAAGCCCGAGGCUGCUGGAUACCGUGCCAUGGCAGGAGCGGAAUACGAAUUCUACCAGUUUCGCGCCCCCGGUGACCAUCCCACGCCUGAACGAGCCGCCUCUCAUACCGCCGCCUUCCUUCAAUCAAAUAAACCAGAAGCUCUGCCUGCCUUGACAGAAGGCAUGUUCGGCUACUCUAUCACUCGCCCUCUUCAUAACCAAGAUUAUUAUUACGGAAUUUUCGACGCAUGUGAGCAGUUCCGCUGCGAUAUCGAGGGAUGGCACACCGAGAGUGGACCAGGUGUCUUUGAAGCCGCAUUGCAAUUCGGUGAAGCCAAGGAUAUGGCCGACAAAGCAGGUCUAUUUAAAUAUGUUGUCAAGGCCUAUGGUAUUAAGCACGGUAUCACACCUUGUUUCAUGGCAAAACCCCGUCAAGGUCUUCCCGGAAACAGUGGACAUAUGCACAUAUCCCUCGUAGAUGCGAAUGGGAAGAAUGCCUUUAUUCGCGAUACCCCCGAUCCCAACCCUCCAUACCCAGAUGUUGCACACCUGUCAGAUCUAGGCCGCCAUUUCCUAGCGGGUCUACUGAUCGGAUUGCCCGAUAUUAUGCCUAUAUUUGCGCCCACGAUCAACUCCUAUAAGCGGCUUGUUGAGAACUUCUGGGCGCCCGUCACCGUGUCCUGGGGACUGGAGCACCGCGCCGCCUCUAUCCGCUUAAUCACACCACCAACCGCCAGUGCCAAGGCCACUCGCUUCGAGGUGCGUGUUCCAGGUGCUGACACGAACCCGCACUUUGUCCUUGCGGCAAUCUUGGCGCUAGGAUGGCGUGGUGUGGAGAAGAAGUUGGAGAUCCCGGUGCCGCCGCUAUCCAAGGGCGAAGAUAUGGGCGGAGCUAACGAUCAGGGUGUGCGAUUGGCAAAGAGUUUGAAAGAGGCAAUUGAGACAUUCAUGCGACCGGAUAGCAUGGCACGAGAGGUGUUUGGAGAUGAUUUUGUUAAUCAUUUUGGAGGAACGCGAGAGCAUGAAGUGCGAUUAUGGGAGGAAGCGGUGACUGACUGGGAGGUGAAAAGGUAUAUUGAGACAGUCUAG
Messenger RNA from Penicillium malachiteum, 1464 nucleotides. RefSeq names its product glutamine synthetase family protein. Bases 1 to 1464 code for a protein of 487 amino acids. Gene Ontology annotation, molecular function: glutamine synthetase activity. The transcript has 5 exons. The record is from RefSeq and is a predicted model, not a curated record. NCBI's taxonomy places the organism in Eukaryota, Fungi, Ascomycota, Eurotiomycetes, Eurotiales, Aspergillaceae.